UUAGUGAAAACUUACUCUACAGUACAUUGUCACUCUUGGAUGUAGUGGACCAGUGUGGACUUCAUAUGCUGUGCCUAUAAAACUGAAACUAACAGAAAGCAGUUGCAGAGAACUAUAGAUACAAGUUAAGAGAAAAGAAGAUGUGGACGGUAAUGAUUCUGAUGACCUUUCUGUAUACACCUGCAUACACCAUUGCUGUAAGCAAUCCAUGUAAUACAUUAAAUGGUACUAUACUCAUUUGGUCAAAAUUCAACAAUUGUUCGAAAGUAAUCUUAAGGCAUAAAAGCAUCACAGCUAUUGAAACGAGUCAGGAAAGUCGUUAUGACAAACUUAUCAAAUUGGAUAUUUCUGAUAAUAAUCUUAUAAGACUUCCUGAAGAUUUUCUAUUUAAUUCUGUUGGUUUGGAAGAAGUUCACCUAGGUAACAACAGUCUAGAGAGCUUACCAGAAAUGUUUCUCAUAAAUUCAUUUAGGCUGAAAAUUUUAAGUCUUGAAGGUAAUCCACUACGUGAAGUUCCUGCAAGUGUUUUCCAUGUGACUCUUGUUACCCUGACCAUAGACUGCAAAUGUGAAUUGGUCAGCAAUAUUUCGAUGCAUUUAAAUGGCAAUGCUACAAAAUACCCAAAAUUGUCUGCAAUGUGCCAAAUGUCUUCAGAGUGGAUAAACCUAAAGGACUUCUAUGAAGAAAACUGUGGAAAACAAUACUUAGCCCUGUACAUUGUUUUACCAAUAUUGGUGAUAGGAUUGAUCAUUGGAGGUGUAGCUCUGUAUAUGUGGAAGUGGAAGAGAAGUUCAACAAGUUUAGAAAACAAGGGUGCCACAGACAAGUCACCUGCUCAUGUGCAACAACGUUACACGUCAAGGAAUACGGAAGGAAUUGAGACCACUUUAAGCCCACACCAGAGAAAAGAUUAUGAAAAUGUUUUUGUUGAUCACUUGCGGGCUACUGAAACAAAAUCUCAUGGCUUUAUGGGAAAUGAGCAUAAACCAAGCACUCAAAGCAGCAAACAUACAGCAGAGGAAGACGUAUAUCUGGAAAGUGAGAUCAAUGACGGUGACCAACCAAUUUACACCAACACCCAGGGGAUUUAUUACAAUUACUCAGAACCUAGUUUUAUGGAAGGCAUGAACAAAGAAGAAGAUGAUGUGUACAUUUUACCUGAUCAGUAAAGUAUCUGUUGUCCAUAUGAUACAGCAUGUAUAAUGGGUCAGACAUUACACCAAUGAUAUCUUAUUGCACCCAUAGCAAUCAUCAGUAUGAAGCUACAGUUAAUGCCACACAAUCUGCAUUUAUUUCUGUCACAAACUCAGCAGUGUAAGCCUGGCCAUUCAUGUAAGAUACCUGUCAACA
This is a messenger RNA of Bufo bufo (common toad), 1350 nucleotides long. RefSeq names its product leucine rich repeat containing 25 (gene LRRC25). Bases 141 to 1169 code for a protein of 342 amino acids. The record is from RefSeq and is a predicted model, not a curated record. Gene Ontology annotation, cellular component: membrane. The transcript has 3 exons. NCBI's taxonomy places the organism in Eukaryota, Metazoa, Chordata, Amphibia, Anura, Bufonidae.